Messenger RNA from Lactuca virosa, 484 nucleotides. The record is from the annotation of a GenBank genome assembly. Lineage: Eukaryota; Viridiplantae; Streptophyta; Magnoliopsida; Asterales; Asteraceae.
AUGAUAAAAUGUUUUUACCAAAUAAGGAGUAUUUGUAAUUUAAUCUCAGAAAAUCCUGCGCCUACACAAUCCAAACAACCCAACACUCCCAGACGCCGUAUCCAUCUCCGGCCACACCAGACGCCGACAUCUCCAUUAAGAUUAAAAAAUGGGAGAGAAGAAAAAAAGUGCUACGAUUUUUAUACGCCUAGUUUCUGCUGCAGGGACAGGUUUCUUCUAUGUUAAGAAGAAGAACCCAAGGAAGAUACAGACAAAACUUGAAUUCCGAAAGUAUGAUCCUCGUGUCAAUCGCCAUGUCCUCUUCACUGAAGCCAAGAUGAAGUAAUUAAAAGCUUUAAUAGAUGGUAACUUUCAGAAAACACCCUUCCCUUUUGAUAUCCCAUCUUACUGUUGGGACUUCUUUGCCAUUCCAUAACAACAAGUAUGCUUUGUAUGUGUCUUCUUUAUGUUUCCUGUAACACUCUUGAGUACUUUAAUCUGAUAG